AUUGUUUUAUUGCCUCAUAGAUGGAGCUAUGGAGUUGUCCUCUAUGAGAUUUUUACAAUAGGUAAUAUUUAUUGAUUAGUUUUGAAUGCUUUUCAUUAGCUCCGCAACAGAGAGAGUCUCAACUGACUCAAACUUGGGUACGAACUGACUCAAACCUGGGUACGAAACUUCUGGGUACGGAACGGCCAGAUGCCCUUAAAAAGGUGUUCUCCCUGACUAGGAGUACGCGCUCCAUGUGAUAUAUUAAUUUUGAUCAUCUAUUCAUUUUGCCGCAUAAAAAUAUAAUCAUAGCUAUAGAAUUAUGCUCGUGAUACAAUAGUCUCCAAAGUCACUUUACAUCAGGUGGUUCACCGUAUCCGCGGAUGGAUGGCCGGAAAAUUGCCAACUUACUUCAGCAGGGAUACAGAAUGCCUAAACCACAACACCUGGAUGAUAAGUUGUAA
Messenger RNA from Pocillopora meandrina, 443 nucleotides. NCBI's taxonomy places the organism in Eukaryota, Metazoa, Cnidaria, Anthozoa, Scleractinia, Pocilloporidae. The record is from the annotation of a GenBank genome assembly.